CAGAACUGUCCUGACAUCUAACGAAACAGUCUGAAGCAUUCCAACUUCAAUUUUCCUGUGCCUCCAAGUUAGGUUAGAAAGUUUAAGAUGUAAAUAUUUACUCUCGUCCGAUCUAAUGUUGAACUCAAGAGAUCUUUAAUAUCCAUCCAUGGCAAGUGUGGACAGUUCGCAGCCCUUCAUUAGCUCGCCCUCCGAAGCCACGUCCAUUAAUCAAGAUCCUUUGGAAUGGAACCAAAAGAAACGAACAAUGAUCAUAAAUUUGGGGCUCACAGAUCAUUCCGAGACCGGAGAAACGCCGACCCCAACCAGGUUUAUUCGAAACUGCGAGGAAGUUGGUUUGUUCCAAGACCUCCAGCACGUCAAUCCCUUCGACGAGCAGUUUAAAAAAGCCAUCGAAAACUCCGCUUCAGUCACUUUGCAAGUGCCUGCGCACCCCUCCGACGGCAGUCUACACACGCCGCAGAUUUGCCCCCAUUUGCAGACGAAUCCUGAAAAUCACCAUGACUUCCAUUCCGUUGAAUCAACCUCACUGACUAGCUUGAUCAUUUCUCAUUCUUCGCCGAGGGAUGAUGAGGCCGACGAUGGGUUUGAUGAUGAUGACGAUGGCAACUCUUUGGUGAUAGUGGAAGCAGAAUCCUCCAACGAUCACGAACAGUGCCGCCCAUGUGACGAGAAAGCGCCAGCGCUAAACGGCACGAAAAUCAGGCUUACGCAAGCUCCAAAACGCGGAAGGCAAAGAUGCCUGAAAAAGCCCACUAGAAUCAAGCUGGUGCCGAUAGAAAAACUAUUAAACAGCAGUCAGGGAGAUGAAGUCAGGCCAGAAAAAAACAUCGCAAAAGUUACUGGUGAACCUCAGAGUGAAACCGGCAAAGAAACGGCGAAUGCUACAGUGGAGGUCCAGAGGCAGAGGGAGGCGAAUAAAGCGGCCCAGAUACGCUGCAGGAAGAGAAAGCAGCAGGACUUUGAGGAAAUGAAGCUGGAGAAUGCGAGGCUGAAAACUGAAAACGCCAACUUGGAGAAACAGAUACAGAAGCUGCAACAAAUCAUCAGAGAAAGAAGACUUACUAUGGACUCAACUAGUAGCCCUACAGAGGCGAUGCAGGAAAAUUCCACACUUGAUAACCGGAUAUUGGAAAAGCCCGCUCAAAAUUCACUGCCUUUAACGAAGCGGCCAAGUGAAUCGAAAAAGAGGAGACGAUUCAAAAGUUCAGCUGUGAAUGUGCGAAAGUCCUUAGCCCCGAUUGUCCCUAAAUUAGUCCUUCCUUUGCCUGUUCCCGGGAAUAAUCCGGUAAGUUCCGCAGUGCAGAACUUGCCGAAUUCUGCCUUGCAGAAUAGUUUGAACACCAUUGUAGUUGUUUAUCCCAGAGCAGUUCAACCAGUAAGUAGUGCCAUUCACCAUAUACUUCCUAAAUGAAUUUCAGUUAUUAAUUUCUCCAACUAUGUGCCUUAAAACACAAAAGUCCUGCUUUGUGUUGCUUACCAAUUUUUUAGUAUGUGUAUUUACUAUUUUAUAAUGUUAUACAGAUAAAAAAACGUUGCAAAACCCUUCCAUAUAUCCGAUGAAACUUGUAAAGACCCAAUCAGAUAUGUGGAUUUUUUGGGCAAUGCACGCAGCUCCUCCAAAAAAGUACAGGGUGAUUUGAGUUGAGCUUCUAGACCAUUUAGGCGGCUUUCGAUCAUAUCAAAUAAUUCGACGUGGAUUUUUAGAGUAUGUUGCCCUUUAUUCACUUAAAUAUACUACUUUUUUACGAUUAA
Molecule: messenger RNA, 1755 nt
Organism: Dendroctonus ponderosae (mountain pine beetle)
Lineage: Eukaryota; Metazoa; Arthropoda; Insecta; Coleoptera; Curculionidae
Gene: Atf-2
Exons: 3
Coding region: 149-1414 (421 amino acids)
Biological process (GO): regulation of transcription by RNA polymerase II
Molecular function (GO): DNA-binding transcription factor activity, RNA polymerase II-specific; cAMP response element binding
Source: RefSeq, a predicted model, not a curated record